AUGGCUUGUGCUGGUGUAUGUAAAGGUUGGGCCAAGCAUGCUACUCUUAUAAACAACUGUUAUCCUAUCAAUUCCGGUGAGACGGGUCCCAGAUCUAGUGAACUUUCUUAUCUCUUGUUUUAUGCAAACUCGAAGCCUGCUAAACUCACAAAAUGCGGUGUUUAUCUGGAAAAAAGAGUAAUUACCGACGUUAAAAAACGCAGAAAACAGGAUACUGAAGUUUCUUUACAAAUUAUCAAGGCGCUUCUGGAAGCUUGUCAUAAAAAUUUAAACUUAUUUUCAAAAAAUAUUGUAAAGAUCAUUACUGCUUCUUUGAGCACAAGUGAUAUUGAUUUGGUAGCAUGCGCCACUUCUGUAUUCAUUACUUUCUGCAAAUACUAUGACGGUUCUACGCUUGGUGUCGACACUGAAUUUACUGAAAUUUAUGAAGGUUUAAUUGAAUUGCUUGCAAAAUACGCGACCAUUAAAGAAUCCGAUUCUAAUGAUGAGAGAAGGUGUCGGUUUAUUGGUAUUCAUGCUCUUCAAAGUGCGAUAACUUCCGACGCUUUACAUUCUACUAGCGCUAAAGUUCAAUUGCAACAUAUUGUUCCGGCAAUUUUAUAUAAUUUAAUUGAUGAUCUGAAUAGAUUAGAAACCUUGCAAAAUGCUGAUCAUGAGUUAGUUAAUAGCGAUUCCACAGGACGAUUACGUCGUUUUUCUGCUAAUAUUACAACUAUAUCAGUCGAAGAUAAUACAAACCUGGCUUAUAAUUGUUUGAAACAACUAUUCACAAUGUCUAAUCCCUCUUACAUAAAUUAUUCUCUUGGAUCUGUUUUUAAUUUUUUGGAAGAUACUGCAAUGUGGACGCAAAGUAACUUUAUUAUUAGCUUAGCUUCAACUAUUCUUUCAUCUCUCAAGCAAUUAGAAGCUUUGCCAACUGGAUCAAGUCCUACUCCAAAAAAGGUCUCAUUGGUUAAAAUCUUAUCUUUCAUAUUGAGUGGUGAUACCCCUCUUGUUGGGUUUUCUAUACUUGAAGUUUUAGAUUGUUUACUUCGUUUAUUGUUGAGUUCUUUGAAAAAUAGUGAUGGCAUUAAUGAUGAUGAUAAUAUUACUGAUUCUAAUGAAUCUGAUUUAUUAAUUUGUCAACAACUCACCUCCUGCAUUGGUGGCCUGGCAACUCAUAUUUAUUAUGCAAAUCAAAUUAGUGAUAUCAUUGAGUAUAUUAUUCAACGAUUACGUAUAAACCCUGAACCAAUUGAUCAAUCUCAACAAGGAAGUAGUCAUAGUUCAAUCAUAGAAGGUUAUCCAUUAUCUGAAUUGCGUAAAACAUUAUUAAAAUGUUUAGAUAUAGUUGUAAGAACUAACAAAGAAAGUGAAAUAAGACAUUCUGAAAUUACGAGAUGUGAAGUGCCCGUGGAGGUAUUUCAUAGUUCAAUCGAUCUAUGUAUGGAUGAAGACCUAGGUGUAAGGAUUGCAUAUGCCCAAGUCCUUGCAAGAUUUUUGGAUAAUGGUAAUAUGCCAAGAGAGUUGAAGGAAGUGGAUUCGACACAGUUAACUUAUUUUAACAAACCAGCUAUCUAUUUCUUAAAUUCACUUCAUGUGUCACUAUAUCAAUAUGCAAUGUUAAAAAAUUCACAGCCUGCUGAUCAUGUAGCCUUAUUAUCAUUAUUACGUGCUUUAUUGGUUCGAUUCAGGGCAGAUCAAAUAAUUCGUGGUGUUCCAGUUGUCUUCAAAUUACAGUCUGAAGCGAAAGAUGAAAGUCUUGAGAGCUUUGCUCAGCAAAGAGCAUUAGCAAGUGUCAUUUUGUUAUAUUUUCGUGAUAUUGCCUCUGUAUUAGAUAUCCCAAAAUUACAUGAAUAUAUUGAUGGGGUUCAAGCUGAACGUAUGGACAAACGUCAAUGGUCGACUUAUAUAAAUGCAAUUUCAUCUGAGAACAAUAUAAAUGAUACAAAUUUAUUAAAGUCUUUUGAGGAAGAAGUUCUUGAUGAAAAUAAUUGUACUUUACAACCUGUUGAUUUUUGGCUUGAUCGACAAACAAUUGUAUCAAUGCUUUGUCAACAUAAGGAAUUAAUUGACAUUGGUGGUAAAGAUUUAGAAGUCAGAUUAAUGACAGAAUGGAAACCAGAAGAAGGUUUUGAAAGUGUUAAACAAGAAGGAUAUCGAAUCAGAUCAAGUAGAAUAUUGGAGAAUGAUAGGCCUCGUAUAACUAUUACGUCAUUUACAACUUUAGAAGAUAGUUCUGGUGAUCUGCCGAAAGCAUCUAUCAAGGUGGAAAAUCUUAAGGAUGCUCUUGCAAACAAUGAUUUAUCUGAGCAUGAUACAUCCGUGGCAUCAGAUAUUGAGUCUUCAAACACGUUUAUGGGUGAAAGAAAAAAGAAAAUCAAAAACGAUAACAAAAAGUCCGAUAUAAAUGCCUUUUUACAUUCUUUAGGAACUAAGAAUGCUUCGAGUACGACAAGUUUAGUAAACCCACCAUAUCGAACUUAG
Molecule: messenger RNA, 2466 nt
Organism: Cetraspora pellucida
Lineage: Eukaryota; Fungi; Glomeromycota; Glomeromycetes; Diversisporales; Gigasporaceae
Source: the annotation of a GenBank genome assembly